UGUGCCUCCUCCACAUACAAAAGAAGUUCUUUCUGAUGUGUUAUUGGAUUUUUUAUUGGAUUGGAAUAUGGAUAGGAAACUAUCUACAAUCACCGUGGAUAAUUGCUCAAGUAAUGAUGGCAUGAUUAAUAUCCUCUCAGAGAAAUUAUCUUCAAGUGGGUCACUUUUAUUAAAUGGAAAAAUCUUUCAUAUGCGAUGUGCAGCACAUGUCUUGAACUUGAUUGUGAAAGAAGGUCUAGAUGUCAUUAGAGUAGAAAUUGAAAAAAUUCGUGAGAGUGUUGCAUAUUGGUCAGCAACACCAUCAAGAGUGGAAAAGUUUGAAGAUGCAGCUCGCCAAUUGCGCCUUCCAUGCAACAAGAAGCUAUGCCUUGAUUGUAAAACACGAUGGAAUUCUACAUACUUGAUGUUAUCAAUAGCUAUAACUUAUAAAGAUGUGUUCCCGCGUUUGAAGCAACGUGAAAAGCUCUACACCACAGUGCCAUCAGAGGAAGAAUGGAAUUUAGCAAGAGAAAUAUGUGAAAGGCUGAAAUUGUUUUAUAAUAUAACAAAGUUGUUCUCAGGGCGAAAUUAUCCCACUGCGAAUACCUUUUUCAUCAAAGUGUGUGAGAUUAAAGAAGCAUUGUAUGAUUGGUUGAUUUGCUCAAAUGAAGUUGUAAGCACAAUGGCAUCAAGUAUGUUAGAAAAAUUUGACAAGUAUUGGAGUGGAUGUCAUAUUGUAAUGGCAAUAGCAGUUGUAUUGGACCCAAGAUACAAGAUGAAGAUUUUAGAAUUUUAUUUUCCGAUAAUGUAUGGGUCUGAAGCUUCAAGUGAGAUUGGAAAAAUUCGUCAACUAUGUUAUGAUUUGCUUUCUGAGUACCAAUCAAAGUCUAAGAUGGGUCAACAAACUUCAUCUCAUGGUGCUUCAUCAGUUUCAAAUCUCUUUGAGUUGACCUAUGACGAACAAGAUCCUCUUUCGAAGUUUGACUUAUUUGUUCAUAGUACCAGUGAAGAAGGUCAUGCGAAGUCGGAGUUAGACUACUACUUAGAAGAAACUGUUUUGCCAAGGAUUUCAGAUUUUGAUGUUUUGAAUUGGUGGAAAACAAAUGGUAUUAAGUAUCCGACUUUACAAAUGAUUGUUCGAGAUAUCUAUGCCAUUCUAGUAUCUACAGUUGCAUCUGAGUCAGCCUUCAGUACGGGUGGUAGGAUGGUAUCAAAACAUCGUAGUAGACUCCAUCCAAAUACUUUGGAGGCCUUAAUGUGUGCUCAAAGUUGGUUGGGAAAUGAAAUGGAAGGUAGUUAAUCUAAAAUAUUUUCAAUCUUAUGAAACAACUAUGUUGAAUUUUUUAAUAAAGUUGUUUCUUGUUAUUCUUACUUUUAUUGGGUGAUUCUUUGCUUGUUAACCGAGGGGGCAAACUCACAAUCAUGGAUGAAGAUGAUGAAUCACUCUUGCUAUAGGUUCUUUUCUUGAAGUGAAGUUGGUAUUGGAGAUAUAUUUUGGGACCCAAGAUACACUUUUUAUUUUAAUGCUCUUUUUUAAUCUUAAUGUGGUUAUAUGUAUGAAUAUGUUGGGAAGACUUUAUGUUUAAUGUUUUUUUUUAAUGUUGCCAUAUCCAUGGAGAUUUUCUAUUUUUAUAUGUUGUAGUUGUGAUAUUUAUUUAUUUUUCAUUUUUAUCUUAAUGUUAUAAUUUAUAUUGUUAUAUCCAUGGUAUUAAGCAUCAAAGUUGUAUUUUUUGGCAAAGAAGGCAUUAGUGCUGACCUAAUUGCAGUAAAUGAAGACGUUGGGGCUGCUUGUUGGGGCAUUAGUGUUUAUAUUUCUCCAAUGCCUCUCAGAAUUGUUGUUGCUGGUGCUAGAUUAUUAAAGAACAAAGGAUAUGGAAAGCAAAAGAGAGAGGGCCCUUUGCAGGCUUUGGGGUCAACUGUGGAAUACUCUGAGCGUGUGGGGAUGAUGAGCAAGGCGGCUUGUUUGUAAGUAACAUGGGCUCUAGUGGAGUGAACUUUUCAGCAUUGAGGAUAAAGAAGGGACCAACAAAUCAAGCAGAGGAAUUAACUAAAGAGGAUUUUAACGGGGUAAAGGUAAGGCAUCUCUAGAUGGAAAUAGGAUAUCAUGGAUCAAGUGUGACCAUGGAAUUUCUUUUUACUGUUAUCUUAUUAUUCUUUUUCUU
This is a messenger RNA of Vitis vinifera (wine grape), 2141 nucleotides long. Its product is annotated as zinc finger BED domain-containing protein RICESLEEPER 2-like. The coding region runs from base 68 to 1279 and encodes 403 amino acids. Gene Ontology annotation, molecular function: protein dimerization activity; DNA binding. NCBI's taxonomy places the organism in Eukaryota, Viridiplantae, Streptophyta, Magnoliopsida, Vitales, Vitaceae. The transcript is spliced from 3 exons. The record is from RefSeq and is a predicted model, not a curated record.